CAUCUUUCAAUAGAAGUUACGAAAAAUGUAAACAAACUUUAACAUUGAAACAGCCAAAAUAAACAUUAUUUUGAAUGCUUUAAUACACCAAUAGUGACAAGUUGGUUAGAAAUCAAUAAUAAUAAAAUACAGACAAGAUUAAAUGAAAGAAUUGCCACACUUUACGAAAAAUCAAUCUAGAUUUGUUUACGUAUUUAUUAAGUUCUAUUGAAAUAUAGUGUAGUAUGUUAAUUUAUUUUGUAUCUAUUAAUAAUAUCUGUCAUUGUACGGGGCAGCGCGCACAUCAUAUUGCAUACCGAUGCAUUUUACAUCCAAGUCAUUUAUUUUCGAGUCAGUUCGUGUACCACCAUCAGCAAGACGUCGCGUACUCGCACAAUGACAUUUUUAUCAUAUAAACAAUAACUAAUCAGUAUAAGCAUAUCAUUAUACAAUUACUCAAUAUUGGAGUUGUUAUAAUUAUCACAACAGAGGGUUGUGUGGACAAACCAUACAGUCAUAAGUACUUAAUAGUCUCUGUUAGUUAUACCGUUAUAUUAAGUAGAGGCUAAAAAUAAUUUCAAAAGAUAAUAAUCAUGAAUAAGAAUAAUAAUAUGAUGGAUGAGCAAUAUUUGGAAGUAUGAAGAUAGUAUGUAAAAAGUUCACAAACCAGGUCAUCUCUAUAGCCACUACGUUAUUUGUUUCAUAAUUUAACGUCAGGAUAAAAAAAAGCAAUUGUAUAGGUUGUUCUGGUAUAAUUUGAUAUAAAGUUGAUAUAUAUAAUAAAACAGCUUAUUAACUUUAUUAUAUGUUAUGAUUCCCACCUUUAUGGGAUAUAGGCAUAUAAACACGCAAUGCAUGAUCAUGCAAUAUUUGAUUAUUUAUUUAUAUAAAAGUGUAUAAUUGAGUACAAUUUUUCUGUGAAACAAUCACAUAUUUUUAUUUUAUUUUUUAAAUUAAAUUUGUGUCUUAAUGUAUACCCUCACUAAUUAUGUUACUGGAUGCUUUUUUACAGGUGCCAGUUAUGGAUAGACGCUUGUCGAAGACCUGACUUGAGAGAAAAAAACAUUGAACAAUUAUAUAAUAUGUAUAUAUGCAGCUUACAUUUUGAAAGAUGGACGUAUAUGAAAAAAAAGUUAAAAAAUGCUGCUAUUCCCAUGUUAAACUUACCAUGUACUUCAAUAAACCCCAGGAGUACACAAAGAGAAGCUCCAAAAACAGAGAUUUUAAGGAAUUUGCACAGCAGGGGUGGUCAAAACCAUAUUGCAGUAACUUCAGUAGAUGUAUCUCUUAUGACAUCUACUAGUGGCCAUACAUCGCAGACUAAAAAAACAAUGACAGAUUAUACACCAAGAAAAAUAAAACUUCAAAAAGGACUCAAUAAAUGUGCCAAAAACUUGAUGGAUGCAGAUGUCACCCAUCAACAAUUCUUACGAGGAUGUGAACAGCUCUUAACACCAAAUUUAAAUAAAAUUGUUAAAGCUCAGAUCAAUAUAAAACCUAAUUCUAGAAAUAACAGUAAAAUGCCACCAAAAAAAGCCAACCUCAGCGCCCGUAGCCGUGAGGCACGACGCAAACGUACUAAGAGAGCCCUCAUGUCGACAAAACAAAACACGGCAGUAAACGCUAUUGAAAGGAUAAAAAUACCACUAAACCAGUCUUCAAAUCUUGCAGAUACGAUGCUGUUGAAUGUGAAAGAAAAUGCAGAAUCUUUGGAUAAUUCGUGUGGCAAAUUGGAAUGUCGUGCGUGCCUUGAAAAUGUUGAGAAAGCAAAUUUAAUAGACAUUUUCCAAUCAUGGUCAACAGAACAGUUUAGUAUGGGAGUCACUCUUGCUGAUGAUCUGUGUAAAUUAACUCAAGUACAGAUAUCCAUCACAGAUCCACAUUCCAACUUUAUAUGUAUGCCAUGUCAUCAAAAAUUAUUAGAUUCAUGUAUAUUUAUUGCAAAAGUUCAAAAGAGUCAACAAAUCUUAAAUGAUAGGUACAAUGCAAUGUCUAACAAAAACAACUGGCCUAAACCUAUAGAAGUACAAAAGAACAUCGACAGUACUGUCUUGGGAGAGAGUACAACAGUGGAAAUCAAACAAGAAGUUAUUUCCGAAGAUGAGGCUACAGACUUUGUUUUGAAUUGUGAUAAUGCUGAUCAAUUGAUGGAAAUUAAAAUUGAGCCUGAAGAGUUUGAGGAACCUGAAAUUGAAUCUGAUGUUGAAAAUAAAACAAAAAAGCCAAAAAAUGAGGAACAAGCUUUAAAGAAUGAAUUCAAGCAUAAUAGUAUAGAAUUUACAAAUCCAGUAUUGCCAAUGCCUCAGAAUUCAUUGCCUGACAGAAUAUCUGACUUGAUGGAAAUUAAAGUAGAGCCUGAGGAGUCAGUGGAGCCUUUAGAAUCUGAAAUUGAUUGUGAGACUGCAGAGACUCAAAAAAAUCAAUUGAAUGUUGGAGAAGAUUCGAAAAAUGAAUUUAAUUUUGAUAAUACAGAUUCGUUGAACCACAGCCCAGUAAUGAAGGUCUCUCGGGAUUUAUUGCCUAUCAAAAUAACUGUGAACGGUUCAAUACCUGCAGAUCAAUUUGAGAAAAUCCCUGAUAUGAGCAUAGACAGACAUGUACUAAAUGGUGACGAAGUUAGUCCCGAAGUGUGUGUUAAACAUGAACCAGAUAGUGACAAUGACGACACUGAAUUCAUGAAUGAGAUGCCUUUGGAAUGCAUGCUCUGUAUGAAAUUAUUUAGCAGUGUUUCUGAGCUCAAGGGACACGUCGUUGCUCAGCAUUCCUACGUCUCGGUCAAGAGGAGAUCUGACUGUACAACUAGAAUUGCUCGCAACAAUUCAAAAUAUGUCUGUACAUUAUGUAAACGGAGUUUCGUAACGUCAACGGAUCUUAUGGUGCAUGAAACAUGUCACGACAAGUAUGCUUGUUACGGAUGUCGGAACAAAUAUGAUACAUUCGAACAGCUAUCAAACCACACCAAGACAUGUACAGCCGUCCAAUCCAAAAAACAGCAACAGCCGAAGACUUUGGAGGAUGUUAAGAGUACUGCAAAACCACCAAAAACCAAAGCAGAGUAUCAAAAAGCGUAUAGGGAACGCGAAAAAGCUAAAAAAAAUGAAAAUAAGCAAGAAAGUACUGCAAAACCACCAAAAACCAAAGCAGAGUAUCAAAAGGAGUAUAGGGAACGCGAAAAAGCUAAAAAAAAUGAAAAUAAGCAAGAAAGUACUGCAAAACCACCAAAAACCAAAGCAGAGUAUCAAAAGGAGUAUAGGGAACGCCAAAAAGCUAAAAAAAAUGAGAAUAAGCAAGAAAGGACCGCAAAACCACCAAAAACAAAUGCAGAGCAUCAAAAGGCAUUCAGGGAACGUCAAAAAAUGAAGAAAAUUAAAAAUAAACGAGAAAGUAACGCUGCAUUAAAUGCACCAUCUAAAACUAAAAAAACUCAAUCUGAACACUGUAAAGAGUAUCAGCAGAAAUCUAGAUUGAAAAAGCAGCGUGUUCAACUUGAUGCUUUACUAUUUGAAAAGAGUGAAGUUCCACAAUCAAAAAAAAUCAAGUUGAUUGAUACACAGAAUGUAACAAACAAAAAUUUAUUAUGAGACACAACGAAAUUUUGACUGAUCACAUUGAAUCAUCUAAAGAGCUGUUGCAUGAUACUGAUAAUUUACCAACACAAACAGGCAGGCAUAUUCUCAAAAAUCAGUCAUAAAUCUUCCAUUCCAAGCGAGCAACAUACCGAAUGUUCAAAGCCGAACGCCAUUUUACAGCGUUUAAUAAACAUUCCUGGAGACGGCAAUUGUUUAUUUUAUUCUCUCAUUGAAGUCCCAAGGCUCAGAAUAACACCAUCAGAACUCAAAAAACAAUUACUGGAAUCUCGAUAUUUUCAUACCUGCCAAAACCCAAAUAAUGCAAGAUUUAUACUUGUUAGUGAGUCCCAAUACGGAGAUUUAGAUUGCUUAUCGAUAUUUUCAAGAGAAUACAAUCAAAAUAUUUGGGUGCAUUUUCAUUUCUUCGAUACCAACACACGUCAAAAAAAAGUGUGGUUCUGUUAUUUUAUUGUGAAUGAUACACAAAACUUCAUUCACCUCCAUCUUCGCAAUCAGCAUUUUACUCCGUAUAUUGAAGUACAGGAAACAGUCAACAGGCUAUUACUCAAUAUAUUGAAACACAAGAUAUGAUAAUGGACAACAAUAUUCGUAGUCAAGACUCUGAAGACUGUAUUUUUGAAGGUCCUUCAAACUUUGAAAAUAAUAAAGCAGCCGAAGAAAAUUCCGAUGCAAGUGAAAUUGAAUUUGAUGACGAAAACGAUGUGAUUGAGAUGGAAUUUAUAGAAAAGCAUGUCACAAUUCCAGUUUACACAAAUUAUUAUUCUGACGAAGCAUGUUGCGGAUAAUAACAUGUACUUUUAGGUUAGGAAUAUUGUGUUCUUUUUUUUUAUAAUAAAUAAAUUUACUUCUUGAAAAUUAUUACCAACACAGCAGUAGUCAUCUAGAUUUUUUCACUGGCUUUAAAAAAAUACUUUUGGACAUUCUUGUGCUGUCUGUGAUAGGCUUUGGUGGAUGAAAGAUUUAAGUGAGACAUCUAGUAUACACGAGAAUAUUUUACAAAAAAUAUUGCCGGUAUUUUUUUUACUUUAAUCAAUUUUGUAUCUUUAUUGGUACUUCAUUUUAUUUUAUUACUAUAUGUUCUUUUUGCUAUUUCAGAAUUAUGUAUGUGGUACAAAUGUUGACAUUUGUUCUACGUGUAAAGUGGCUUUAAGCAAAGAAAAAAUACCUUUAAUGGCGACAUACAACGGUUUUUCAUACCCAAUAAUUCCAUCUGAUUUACCAACAUUAAAUUAUGUUUAAUCAACAAAUCAACAACUAUUCAUUUCACCGAGAAUUUAUUUCAUGCAAAUACGAAGACUUAGACAUGUUCAUGGUCAAUACGGUAUUUAUGGUCAAAUUAUAAAUGUUCCAAUUUAAGUUAAUACAAUGGUAAACGAUUUGCCUAGAAAUAUUAACGAUAACCAUUGCGUUUAUGUACACUUAAAGAAGAAAUUAGUAUAUAAAAGCAGUUAUGUUCAUGGCCUCAUAAAUCUAAAGAAUUUUAAAAAAUGGUUGACUUGUUUGGUAAAAACUCCGCUUUAUAUUUACUACAAUAUCACAAUCGACAAUACCUUUUUAAAUAAUAAUAAUAACGAAGCAGCUCCGGAAUUAGUGAUGAUGUCAGUGAGCAUGUGCCGAUUGAAGAUAAUCUCACAGCUGUGCAGAGAAAAAGAAGACGAAGAGAAUGAUGGAGAAGAUGAACAAGAACAUGCCAAUAUAGUCUUCGAAAAUGAUCCUUAUGCAUUGAUAGCGCAAUAUCCGGAUUCUACAAUCAAUGCAUCAGCAUCAUGCAAAUAAUUGCAAAAUGCAGCACUUAGCAAACUUGGUGCUGUUGCAAAAAAAAAAGAAAACUUGAUGGACACUCAACAAUUCUGCGAAUUAAUGAGAUCGGCAAAUACAAAAAAAAAAAUAUCUAUUAAUGAACAUUAUUCAUCAUUUACUAACUCCAAAUCUGCUCAAGUUUUCUUCACUGGUCCAGCUGGUAGUGGUAAGACUUUUGUCAUUAAACUUAUAAUGGAAAUUUACAACCGAUUUACUGACAAUGAUGGUUACUGCAAUGCUUACAUAACUUGCGCUUCAACUGGCAAAGCUGCUGUGGCAACUGAUGGUACAACAGUUCAUACAGCUCUUAAAAUGCCAAUUUCAAAAAUGUUACCUUUAUCAUUUGAAACGUUACAUUUGUACAGAUCACUUUUUAGAUAUGUUAAAGUAUUGAUCAUUGAUGAAAUAAGCAUGAUCAGCGCAGAACUAUUAGGCAAAAUUGACAUGCGUUUAAAACAGAUUACCGGAAGAGGUAAAGCUGACUUUGGUGGCAUAGAUUUUAUUUUAAUUGGGGAUUUACGACAAGCACCACCAGUAAGGGCAACAGCCAUAUAUAAGCCAGUUAAAACAAAUAUUUUUGGACCUUAUUUGUGGAGAACAUUAAAAUUUUAUCAACUGACUGAAGUAGUGAGACAGACUAAUGUUCAAUUUUCUAAUAUUCUAACUAAGAUAGGCAACGGAGAUCCAUUGGAUAAGGCUGAAUUUCAAAUUAUUGAAUCCAGAUUUUUUACCAAAGAAGAUGCCGAAAGAUUGUGUCCUCAUGGAGUUCGUUUGUUUUAUGAAAACGUUCGUGUUGACGCUUACAACAAUUAUGUUUUGCAAAAAUUUGAAAAAAAAAAAAUUUCUGCAGCUGACGAUGUGAUCAUUGGUUCAAAAAGUCGUGAACAAGAGACUAAUUGUCGUCAGAAACUGCAUAAAAACAAUCUCAAUGAAGUCGGUGGGUUACCAUACCAAAUUACUUUUGUUAAAUCUAUGUAUUACCUUAUUACCACUAACAUCGAUAUAACUGAUGGCUUAUGUAAUGGUUCAGUGGGAAAGUAAGUACAUAUGGAUUUUGAUGAAAACAACACCGUUUGGUUAGUUUGGUUAGAAUUUUUUGGUUCGAAAAAGAUAGGUUAUAAAAAGAAAGAAAAAAAGCUGCUCGACUAGCAAUUCAAUUUGGUAUCAGUAAUCUUGCUGUACCAAUUGAAUUGCGUUCAGCGAACAUCCCAUUGACAUCAGAUAAGAAAGUUACUGCGAAACGGAAGCACUUUCCUUUAGUUUCGGCUGCUGCGAUGACCAUCCACAAAUUACAAGCUGGAACAUUCGAUGAAAUUGUUUACGAAUACAAUAAGGGACAUCCACAAGAGCUUGUUUAUGUUGCGCUAUCUACGUAACAAACAUCGAAGGAUUGUUUAUUGUGACACCCGAAUGAUCCAACUAACUUCAUAUUCCACCAUAAUCGAGUGCAAGCAUCAUCAAAGAAAAGUUUGCUGCAAGAAUUUCAGAGAUUGUCGUUAAAUCCUAAAGCCCAAACGAUCUUGGAUUUUCUUCAAAUUAAAAAUGGCAUUUCCAUUAUCACAUUAAAUUGUCAAAGUCCACAAAGCCAUAGAUUGGAUUUGUCGGAUUCUGUAAUUCAAAAAACUAAUUUCUUACUUCUUUCCAAAGUUUGAUAUUCCUAAUUUCAACUGCAUUGCCCAUUCCAAGCGAGAUUACGUACGUACAGGUGGAGUUGCUAUCUAUCAAAAUAGCAAUGACACUACUAAUAUUUUAACAACUAUUUUUUUUUCCUACCUAUGCUGGUAGCCUUGAGAGGCUAUUUCAGCGUAACCUUAACUAGUAGGUGAGCUCACGGGGCUCAAACCUGACGACGUUGCUAACACGAACCCUAGCAAGAGCCGUGCUUCGCAGAAUCUACCACCGGAUCGGAAACGCGACCCACUGAGAAGAUCCGGCGAGAAACUCAGUGGGCUGUGUCUGAGGGUUCAUUUACUCGUCGAGCCCUUCGUCGCAAGCGACGGGUUCGACGAGAACGGUGACCGGUGCUUGAAGUACCUGAAAGCAUCGUUAGUGGAUCGGGAGGAUCCGAAAUGACGUGUUUUAACACCAAACAUGGACAUAAUCUUAAAAAAUACUGGCGAUGUGAAUGUUAGACGUACAGGAGUUGGAGACAUUUGUUCAGCUCACAUAUGUUAAACGAACAACGGAGUUGAAACUGUCAUGGUAAUAGUCUACAUUUCAACAAAUAAAAAAAUUGAAGAUGUGAAACAUUUCAUCCAUCGAGCGCUGCUAGAAUAUACUGAUGAGGUUUCUGAAAUACUUGGUGGAAACUUCCAUCAGCUUCCGAUGGUUUUAUCUGGAGACUUCAAUAUCAAUUUUGCAGAUGAAAAAUCAGAACCACUAAGAACAUUUCUUUUAGAAAAAUUUAAGUUACAUAUAAAUAACAAUCCAAAAGAAUCGACAUUACAGAUAAGGUACUACUAUUGAUGCUGUUUUUUCGAGGUAUUUGCAUAAAAUAGAAUCACAAACAUAUGUAUCAUAUUUUAGUUACCACAAGCCAAUAGGUUCAGCAAUAGAAUUUAAUGACGAGACUGAUUAAUAAGAAUUACUUAUAAUAAUAAACGUUUUUUGUAAUUAUUUUUCUAUUUCUAUGUAAUUUUAUGUUGUCAAACAAAAAUAAAGAGCCAUAUUUUGUUAUUUUAAUUGAUAAUUUGAAUUACGAUUUUUUUUUAUUUUACGUAAUUUGUUAUUUCCUAAAAUACUGGAUUUCCUAAAUACUUUCCUGUACUUAAAUAAAAACUAAUCAGUAAAAUUUAAGAGAAAAAUCAAGAAAACCAACAUAAAAUUGAGCACGAUUUUUUUUUUUGCCAAUUGUGUCGAUUCUACAUUAGCCGAAGGAACUUCGUUCCUACCUGGUGUCCCACGACACCAAAUCUUUUUAUUUUUGGAUAUGGUACGUCUGUCCUAAGUUAGGAUAGAAGUUAGUGAGCGCGUAAAGUUCAUAUUUUCUAAAAAAUUGAAGUAGUUUUGUGAUUAUGUCUAGUCUCAAAUGUGUUUUGCACACACGGGUACAACAUGUGACGUACCUCCUGUAUGGUAGAUGUUAAAGAAAACGCCAAAGGGUCAACAACAUGGCAAAGAUUAAAUUCAAUCGGAAGAGUGGUGUGUGAAGCUCAACACAUAUAUUCAUAUUUUUUAAGACAAUCGUAUCUAUGAUUACAGGAAAUAUUGUGAAUCUCCAUUCAAAAAAAGAAACAACAGAAAUAAA
Bombyx mori (domestic silkworm) is the source of this 8616-nucleotide messenger RNA. RefSeq names its product zinc finger protein pita. Gene Ontology annotation, cellular component: nucleus. The coding region runs from base 978 to 3560 and encodes 860 amino acids. The transcript has 15 exons. Gene Ontology annotation, molecular function: RNA polymerase II cis-regulatory region sequence-specific DNA binding; DNA-binding transcription factor activity, RNA polymerase II-specific; zinc ion binding. NCBI's taxonomy places the organism in Eukaryota, Metazoa, Arthropoda, Insecta, Lepidoptera, Bombycidae. The record is from RefSeq and is a predicted model, not a curated record.